CCGGGAAGAGCAGGGCCGCGGGUGCUAAUGUCGCGGCGGGCGAGGGCUCCAAGGAGAGCCCCGGCCCCGACCCUGCCCCCAGGCGAGUUCCGGCUCCGCCGCUCCAUAAUCUGCUCGGACCGCGCCUAACGCCUGUGUUUCCCGUAGAUGGGGGCGGAGUACGUGCCGGAGAAGCCCGGCCUCGACGCCGGCGACCCCCCCUCCUUGGCGCCUCCGCUGCCGUCUUCGAGAAAUUCGGCUUCAAGGAGCCCCCUCCGCCGCACCUCCCGCGGGGUUUCCGGGUCCUCCUCUCCUCCCGCCGAGGGCGAGGAGAAGGAUAAUGAAGGCGCACCCCAAAUGCCACGAAGAAGGGGUCAGAUGCCACUGAUAAUGAAGCUGCAGAAGAAGCAGUUGCAGAGGAUGAAGAUUGCAGAGCUGAAGCAGAUGUGCGACAAGCCUGAUGCUGUUGAGGUCUGGGAUGGUAAUGCCCCUGAUCCGAAGUUGCUCGUAUAUCUGUAAGUCAGAACACCAUCCCUGUUCUGAGACACUGCUGCCAGAAACGAAAGUUCCUGCAGGGAAGAGGGGUUUGAAGAACAACCGUUCCAGCUUCCUGACUUCAUUGCUGCAACUGAAAUUGAAAAAAUAAGGCAGGUGUGACAAUUUUAGUAUUGCUAGGCCCAUCACUCAGAGUUAUUGUGGUGGGUAUCAAAAUUCACGAUACACAAGGCCUGAGAGCAACAAGGAAUUAUUGUUCCCAAGGGCACUGCAAUCAUGGGUACAUCCACAAUCCAUGUUACCUGCUUCCAUCAUAUCUGCUAUGCUCUCAUCAAAUACACGAGGAGAAAAUGAGUUCCUUCUCAAAAAGGUAUCAGGACUGGGAAGACUCAUUUCAGAAUCUUUAUUUCAUGCUCCGCAAGAAUCUGUUGAACAUCUUUUUUGGUAUCUUCUUACUCCUCAGACCUCAACGACUCAUUCAUAUUCAUAAUACCUUGAUAAGUCAUGACAGCUGAUGUGAAGUAUGAUUUAACUAUGUUAAAUAGUGAACACUUUUAUCGAGUGGAAGAUGUAUUUCCAGCAUGCAGUAUACAAUAUGAAUUUCUUCCUGCCUUACACUUUGUUAUUCAAACAUGAAUGAGAACUUUGAGCAUAUAAUUCCACAUUUUGCUCAAGGUCACCUUCAUUUGCUGUUCGAUUUUAUAAUCUACACGUGGCAUAAGGUCACUACUGCGAAAACAUGUAAGCUCUCCAUUCUGUUUCUGUCUGUACUUUGGUUUAAUUUUCACACUAAAAUGAACCCCUUAUAUGCCUGCAAGUUACUAUGGCAUAUUUCUGUCAUUGACCAAUCAUUAUUUUCACUAUUUCUUGCUUGCAAUUUGUGUGUCACUUUAAUCAAGUAGAUCAACUUGUUGGUUACCAAGGCUACUCUUCGAGUCUUGUUUUAAUUUUCUGAGAACGUAUGGCUUUGUAGUUCUACAUGGGAAUAAAACAUUAUAUUUUGUGAUGUAAUAAUUGCUUCUGAUUUCCCAUUUUGCUGAAAGUAACAUUGUUUUAGUAGUUUAAGUGAUUUUUCUACCCUUAUGUGGUAGCCUAACAGGAAUGAGAUAUGAUAUUGGUAUGUUGAUCUCUAAGUCAUCCAUCUGCUUAAAAUAAUUCAAGCUUUUCUUUUGAGCUUCUUACUAGCUCAAAGUCAUUUUUACUAUUAGGGUUAUGAUUGUGUGACUAUGUGACUGGAUUGUCACAGGGCGUUCGCUUUUUUAUGCCUCUUUGCAAUGCUGAAGUAGAGCAGGCUGCUGACGAAUUUCCAAAAAUCCAAACACUCAAUCUGGGCCAGAUUCUACAGCUGAAGCUUAAGAUAAUGAAACCAGGUAUGCUGUCCCAGGAGCUUAAGAAAGCUCUUUGUAUGCCUGAUGGUGCCCUGCCCCCAUGGCUUACCAGGAUGCAGUUCGUUGGUCCUCCACCCUCUUAUCCUUAUCUGAAGAUCUUAGGUUUAAAUGCCCCAAUCUCUCCUGGAGACAGUUUUGAUGACGGACCCGAUGAGGAAGAACCUCUUGAUCGCAGCAAACACUGGGUAGAUUCGGACGACGAAGAGGAUGAAGAGAAAUAAGAGGGGGAGGAACUUAUUAUUCAUGGGGAAAUAGAAGAAGGCAUUCGGUCUGUUGACACCAUCUCAAGUACUGCAGUUGCUGUGGAAACACCUGACGUUAUCGACCUUUGAAGCUGCAGAGGAAGGAGCCAGUUAACCAGGAGACCAUUAUACCAGGUAUGUGCUGGUGGUAGCUCAAGGUAAACCGUCGCCAUCAGGCGGCAGUAUUGUUGAUGGACCCGGGGAACUGAGAAAGCCUCCAAGUGACAGGAGAGAAACUGGAUAGAAAAGUGGAGGAGGAACUGGAAGAUGGGAAAAUAGGAAAAAGCAUUCUAGAAGAGGAAGAGGUACUGGAAGAUGGGGAAGUACAAGAAGGCACUCGGGAAGAGGAAAAUGAGGAGGAUGAACUGGAAGAUGGGGAAAUAGAAGAAGCUACUCGGGAAGACAUAGAAGAGGAGGAGGAACUGGAAGAUGGCGAAAUAGAAUAAGCUACUCAGCAAGAGCAAGAGGAGGAGCUGGAAGAUGGGGAAAUAGUAUAAGGUAUUUCGGCAAGAGGAGGGGGAGGUACUGGAAGAUGGGGAUAUAGUGGAAGGCAUUCGGCAAGAGGAAGAAUAGGAGGAGGAGCUGGAAGAUGGGGAAAUAGCAGAAGGCACUCAGCAAGAGGAAGAGGAGGAGGAACUGGAAGAUGGGGAAAUAGUAGAAGGCAUUUGCUCUGUUGACACCAUCUUAAGUACUCCAGCUGGUGUGGAAACACCUGAUGUCAUUGACCUUCGGAUAGUGUCAGUGGCUAGACUUGUGAGACUGAAGAUAGUGACAGUGGCCUUGAACAGGCUAUCCGACUAGGAGGAUGCAAAAAAUAGUCGAAACAUUAGAAGACUUGUUUUUCACCGUGCAAUAUUUCUGUAGAGGUAUAGUUGAUCAAUCCCACUACAUAAUUUUCCUUCUUGAGUCUGAAUCACCAGAUGGCCAUCAAAUAGCUGUUGAAAUGAUAUCAGGAGAUGAGCACUCUCACAUUGCUAAUCUUCCCACUUCUAUGAAACGGGAUGACUACAUGCUAUGCAAUUUUACGGUCGGUAAUGGAUUCUCUGAUCUUAGAGAGGUAAGUUGAGGAUUCCUUGUAAUAUUCGCAAUUGCACCUUUAUUAGAAUCAGCCAAAAAAGCUUGCAUCCACAAAGGGCGAUAGUAUCCAGUGUGGUUUCGUGGGUGUGCUUUUCAUGCAGGUUACAUGUGAAAAACAAACAAUGCAGGGAAGUACUUGCGAGAGUGGAUUUUUUUUUCACGGGUGCAUUGGAGGAAUUUAAUUUAAAUAGUUUAAAAAUCAAAUUUAAAAAAAAAGAAUUCUUCAUGAUCAUAUGGAUAUAUAUUACACACAUGUAAAGUUUGGUGAUGAAAUAAGUAAACAUGUGAGCUAUACAAAAAUGACAAAAUGGUGAUUUCUAAAUAGUGAAUAAUAGAAGCAAUGUUCAUCUUUACAAAAUCACGAUUUUGUCAUUUUUACGUAACUCACAUGGCUACUUAUUUCAUCAUCAGAAUUUGCACACGUGUAGUAGCACAUCCAUAUAAACAUGUUGUUUUUUUUCGGAAUUUUUUGAAACUUUGAAAUACCAUUUUGGCGCUACUAAAAAAUAGGGCUCACGUCUAGAGCUCGUCCAGCAAAGUGAUUUUUCUUGUACUUGCACCAUAUAGUUCUUUUUUUGUCGCGUUUCGCUGGCGGAUCUGUGUCAGCAGUCGAGUGGCUACAUUUUUGCGAAGUAAGUACUACAAGAAAGGGAUGCACAUACACAUUUUUUUAGGGGUGAUGCACACGCACACACGGGAUGUUUUUGCUUGCAACUUUCUGUCAUUAGCAGGUUGCUUAUAUAAAUGGUGAUCCUCCCAACCACGCCGCAUAUAUAAAUGGUGAUGAGCAUUGGGCUUUAGCACAUCAUCCCUCUAUAUAAAUGGUGAUGAACAUUGGGCCUUAGCACAUGAUCCCUCCAUGGCAGGCCGCAUGUACACAUUUUUUUAGGGGUGAUGAACAAUGGGCCUUAGCCCAUCAUUCCUCCAUCGCAGGCCGCAGUAUAUAAAUGGCGAUCCUCCCUUCCACGCCGCCCCCUCCCACCUAGGGUUCCACCAGAGAGGAAAGGGGAUCGGGGGUCAGUUAUGCGCCGCCGCCUCCUGCCGUGCGCCCAUCUCCCCCCUCUCGCCGUCGGAUGCCUCGAAUGAGGAUCCAGUGCUGCUUGCGAGUAGGCGACCAAAUAAGCAGCUCCCCCUUUGGGAGCCGCAGUCCCCAAUCGAAGCAGCGAUCCGCAAUCAAGCGGCUCCUCUCCGAGCCGCAGUCGGAAAUCGAAGCGCCUCCCUUUUUUAGUGGCUAAUCCGGAAUCAAAGCAGUCCUUUCCGGAUUACAAUCAGAAACAGGCCCUCUUUCGAAUUCAGUCUCCGAGUUUCCAUUGGUGGCGGGAACCCAGCAGCUAUAUAUAUAUUUGGCCGGGCCGCACUGCGUCGCCCGUCAAUCUUUGGAGAAGACGCGCAGCAGCAACUCCCUAGACAUCAGUUUUCAGACUGACCGGCGGCAACUCAGGCGAUGGCGAGGACUAGUCGCCGGCGACAGGCUGCCAAAUUGAUGGGCAAACCAUCGGUUAAGGCGGAAUCCUCCCUCGACAAGCUGAAAGGCAAUGAAGAUGGUAGGAUCAGCAAGUUGCCCAACGACAUACUGGUCAACAUUCUUGACCGUCUUGAUUUCCGUGACGUUACAAGAACCAGUGUCCUCUCCAGACGUUGGAGUCAGCUUCCUGCCAAGCUCUCACGGCUUAAAAUAAGUGCUCGCGAUUUCAUGCCCUCAGAAACUAGCAUAUCUGAUGAUGAAUUGGAUGAAAAAUUGGUUCGGAUCAAUGCAGCCAAUGCAGCCGUGGUCAAAGCGACAAAGAGCAUGCUGGCACACAGGGAUCCUGGUGGAUGCACCAUCCGCCUCUUGAGCACGGCGUUCUACUUGAGAGAUGAUGCCCCCAUAUCCAUUGGGCAUACUGUUGGCAAUGCCAUGGCUACACACAAGGUUGAGAAAGCUGAAUUCACAGUUUUGACAGAGAAGGAACACAAGGUCAUUCCUGAUGAUGCUCUGAACUUUGGGGCACGGUUUGUGUCAUUUUUUAAUGAGUGCCUCAAUGCAUUUGCUGGUCUCACACGCCUUGACCUGGCGAAUUUGAGAUUCGUUAAGUCGGACUAUGUCUCCAGCAUCCUUGUCACUUGCAAGCAAUUACAUUAUUUAGGUUUUCACAAUUGCGACACAUCGGAUUGGAUAACGCUCCAAGUUGAACACGCACAGCUCAGUGAGCUCAGUAUUGUCGAUUGCCGGUUUGACAUGGUCGAACUCACCUGGGUUCCCAAACUCACCUGGCUGGCAUUUUUGUUUUGGAGAUCUUCACAAGAACUACCACUGUCACUGGGCUAUGUCCCAUUGCUCGGGGUUCUGAGACUUUCAAACCUUGCUCGUACUAUGCACAAAAUGGUCAAGCUGAGUACAUUGCUUCAUGAGACCUCUGUUCGAGACAUGACGUUGGGGUUUAAAUGCGAAAAGAUUUGGGUUCAACCAGAGUGUUUGACCAGAAGGCAGGCAUAUGUGUUUCAGCAACUAAGGAUUCUCAAUCUACUUAACAUUCCUGAAGGGUAUGAUCUCACCUGGACAAUGUUCUUCUUGGAAGCGGCGCCAUCCCUGGAGGAGCUCUACAUGACGGUAAUUGAUCAUCCAUGUGAAAUGAUAAUGGAUGAGGAGAAAAGGAGGAAGGGCUAUUAUUGUGAUAACAAGGGCGUCGAGUGGGAAUCAUCGUCAUCAAAUUUCAAGCACCAGCGUCUGACCAAGCUCACCAUCUUCUGCUUUCAGUCUGAAAACUACAUGAUGAGUCAUGUCAGGCGUGUCAUGGAAGCAGCGGUGAAUCUAGAGGAUGUCUACUUGUAUGAUAGACUGACAUGUAGCAGAUGCCGAGACGUGGAGCCUCUAAAGCCAAUAAGGUUCCCGGAGGCAAGUAGGCAGAGGUGUUGGGUGGAGAAGCAAAUCAGGGGGGACAUUGAGUCACUUGCCACAGUUCACUUCCUGGCGACUGAUGUAAUAAGGGACGAUCAUCUUGCAAGGAUACCUCGAGGCUAUUAGAGGCAGUUUGUUCAAUACCAGUCGGUUGGACUGAGUACUCGGUUGGAGCAGAAAGUCAUGCAAGUCUGCGUUUCCUUAUUUGGUCUAUUUGUGUAGCUGCAAUGCCUCGUAUAAUUAAGAUGAGUUGAAAGUGGCACUUGUAUUGUUGGUGAAUUAAUUUUUUUUGAUAAUCAGUUAAAUUUUAGACCUUAGUUUGUAGAGUCAUAUUGUAUCUACCGAUCUCUAAUUGCUGAUGAGUGCAUCAGUUGAUACUAUUCUUUGGGCGAAUAGUAUCCUUGAGGGGAAGCGUGUUUAUGAUCAGGAUGUGGAUUUGUUCUCCAAAAUCAGGGUUUGGGUUA
Messenger RNA from Triticum aestivum (bread wheat), 6523 nucleotides. RefSeq lists its product as uncharacterized. Gene Ontology annotation, molecular function: protein binding. The record is from RefSeq and is a predicted model, not a curated record. NCBI's taxonomy places the organism in Eukaryota, Viridiplantae, Streptophyta, Magnoliopsida, Poales, Poaceae. The transcript is spliced from 18 exons. The coding region runs from base 4626 to 6185 and encodes 519 amino acids.